This is a messenger RNA of Penicillium salamii, 2445 nucleotides long. NCBI's taxonomy places the organism in Eukaryota, Fungi, Ascomycota, Eurotiomycetes, Eurotiales, Aspergillaceae. The record is from the annotation of a GenBank genome assembly.
AUGGGGAUGAAAGUGGACAACGCGUCAACGCGAUUUCUCCUUCUUCUCCAAAUCACCGUUCCUACCUUUACAAUGAGCGAUAGCGAGUCAGAUGGCACUCCGCCUCCUAGGCGAAGUUCAGGUGCAAGUGCUCGGGCCCAGCAAUGGAUGACCAAGGGUGCCCUAGUUCGCGACGACUCUGAUGAUGAACUCGGCAGUGAAGACCACCCAUGGGAUUGGAUUUACGACAAGCUCGAUGCUAUUCCAGAAGAGGGUGCAGAGGAAACCCCUGACAAGCGAAGCCGCAGACGAUCUUCACGGCCGGCCCGUCAGCGACGAAAAAUCAUCGGCGCAAGGAUGGGCACGUUCGAGUGCAAAUUGGGCGAGGUCGUUCUUUUGAAGUCACCCGAAGCAGGGAAGGAGUGGGUUGGCAUCAUCUCGGAAUUUCGGGACGAGGAGGACGAAGAAGAGGAAGGCGAAACAUACAAGUCUGCUCACAUCAUGUGGUUCGCAUCGCCUGAUGAAUUCAUUGGCACCAGGAAUAAGCGCCGGGCCGAUGCCUUGCCUAAUGAGCAAUAUAUCACUCUGGAUUUCAAUAGCAAUCCUUUGACUUCCAUAUCUGGCAAGGCUAUCGUCAUGUCUCCAAGUGCCUUUCACCAGAAAUACCCCAAUGGACCUCCGAAGAACAAGAUUGAGUUGGCGGAGUAUAACAAGUGCAUUGUUUGUCGACGAGGCGUGAAUCAGCUUCAAGGGCGCUAUACCGAUGAAUUUCGAUGGGAGGAUGAAUAUGAGAUGGGCAAUAUCCACGCACUGAUUGCCUGGCUAAGGGAACCAUUGAAGUCUUCCCGAAAACGCAGAGCUGCGGACGAUGACUAUGCGGAUACUAAAGAAACCGAAGCCCCUACUACACCAAGAAAGAGGCAGCGGAUGACAACAAGCGCUACACCAAAGUCACAACGCAAGAAGGCCUUGACAACCCCAACCCACAAACGCAUCGUUGUGAAAAAGCCUCUCGAAUUUACACCCCUGGGCACUCGUGUUCUCUCACCCACACAUUUUGAUUCUCCCUACCGUCAAGCUCGCAACCUGCUACAUGUUUCCACUGUUCCUGAUGCGCUUCCAUGCCGAAAGAACGAGUUCAAUACAGUAUACAAUCAUCUCAGUGCCGCCAUCAUGGAAGGCACAGGAGCUUGUAUCUACAUUUCCGGUACUCCCGGUACUGGAAAGACUGCCACGGUGCGCGAGGUAGUUGCACAGCUCAACGCUGCUGUGCACGAAGAAGAAAUGGACGACUUCAUCUUCGUCGAAAUCAAUGGCAUGAAAGUCACGGAUCCACAUCAAUCAUACUCCCUACUGUGGGAAGCUUUGAAGGGUGAUCGUGUAUCGCCAUCUCAUGCACUGGAUUUGCUUGAGCAGGAAUUCUCACACCCUUCUCCUCGUCGCGUCUCUUGCGUUGUGCUCAUGGAUGAACUUGACCAGCUGGUUACAAAGAACCAGUCAGUCAUGUACAACUUCUUCAAUUGGCCGGCCCUCCGCCACUCGCGUCUCAUCGUCUUGGCCGUUGCAAAUACCAUGGAUCUUCCUGAAAGAACCCUGAGUAACAAGAUCUCCAGUCGUCUGGGCCUCACCCGUAUCACAUUCCCGGGUUACCGCCACACAGACCUGAUGGAGAUCAUAAGUACGCGUCUUGCUAACGUGCCGGGCAAUAUCGUUGAUCCAGAUGCAGUCCAAUUCGCCAGUCGAAAAGUCGCCGCCGUGAGUGGUGACGCAAGACGAGCUUUGGACAUCUGCCGACGAGCUGUCGAGAUUGCCGAGCAAGCAGCAGAAGAGGCCGGCACAAUAGAAGACAUUACGAACGAAGAGAACGGGGCGCUACCUCCUACGCCUAGUAAGUCUGCCGCUCGUCGCAACAAGGCAAGCGCAGCCAAGCCGGCUGGCGAGUUGGCUGUUGCCAAGACUGCGGCUACCAAGGGCCAGCCGGGUCGUGUCACAAUUGCUACAAUCAAGCAAGCCAUCCACGAGGCUACCUCCACCCCCCUCCAACAAUCCCUGCGCUGUCUCCCAUUAUCAGGAAAACUAUUCCUCGCCGCUCUUUUGGCGCGUGUUCACCGCACAGGUAUCUCAGAAUCGACAUUCGGUGAUGUUCUUGACGAGGCUCGCCGCAUUGGCGAUGCUGCGGUGGCUGUGGCUGGAGCAGCUGGAGCCGGAGUUAAGGACUUCCUUCUCGGAGGAGGACCCAGCGCGCGAGUCCGAUCCAUGGGUAAUGCGGCUAUGUCGCUCAUGAACUCGGGUGUCUUGGCGUUGGAGCAAGGCACCGGAUCUAAGAGCGUGCUCGGUGGCACAACAAUCCCCACUCGUGGUGAUCGCAGUAGCAAAGUGCGACUUCGAGUUGCCGCGGAAGAUGUCCGAUCUGCUUUCCGUGAGGAUCUUGAGGCUAAAGGGUUUGGGCUGGGAAUUGAGCAAUGA